CCCUAUUGGCCCGUUCCGGCUGACAGUCACACGUAAACAUAUCCCAGGAAGACCGCCGGCCUGACACGCUGUGGGCAGCGAGGACCUUCUCAUUUGGAGCUGGACGGAGGUGGAGUGGACCCGCCUGGCCUGUAGCUGAGAACAGAAGCACUGCGUUAGAGCCCGGUCCUCAGGGACUGAACCGGGACGAGAGGUUGAUGAGGUCCUGGUAGACAUGGGACGUCUGCGGACCGGAGAGAUAUCGUCUACGCUUUUCUGAGACAACAAACUAUUUCUGGAGCGAGAUCUGGUUCUGGGAGAUGAUCGCAGCUGGCAGGAUCGGCCCGGGGAACUCUGCGUAGAUCUGAAGGUGGCCUGUUGCCAAGGGGACCGUCGCCAUGGCCGACUGGAACCUGCUGGGGAAGCUGCUGGAGAGCGCCCAGACGCACUCCACCGUGGUGGGCAAGGUGUGGCUCACCGUGCUCUUCAUCUUCCGCAUCCUGGUUUUGGGCGCGGCCGCCGAGAAGGUUUGGGGCGACGAGUCGUCGGGCUUCACCUGCGACACCAAGCAGCCCGGCUGUGAGAACGUCUGCUACGACCGCACCUUCCCCAUCUCCCACAUCCGCUUCUGGGUGCUGCAGAUCAUCUUCGUGUCCACGCCCACGCUCAUCUACCUGGGCCACAUCCUGCACCUGGUGCGCAUGGAGGAGAAGCAGACGCAGAAGGAGAAGGACCGCGAGGAGGAGCACGCGCUGCACAGCGAGAAGCAGGAGCUGCUGGCGGCCGAAGGAGGAGGAGGAGGAGGAGGAGGAGGAGGCGGCAAGGCCAAGAAGGCGCCGGUGAAGGACGGCCAGGGCCGGGUACGUCUGCACGGGGUGCUGCUGCGAACGUACGUCUUCAACAUCAUCUUCAAGACGCUGUUCGAGGUGGGCUUCAUCGUGGCGCAGUACAUGCUGUACGGCUUCCAGCUGAAGGCCAUGUACACCUGCGACCGCUGGCCCUGCCCCAACACGGUCAACUGCUACAUCUCGCGGCCCACCGAGAAGACCAUCUUCAUCCUGUUCAUGCUGGUGGUGGCCUUCCUGUCGCUGCUGCUCAACCUGGUGGAGAUCUACCACCUGGGCUUCACCAAGUGCCACCAGGGCCUGCGCUUCCGCCGCUCGCGCCAGAGGAAGGCCGAGCUGACCCGGAUGCCCAGCGAGGCGCCCGCCGUGAUGCACUUUGUCCCCAACUACAACUACUACACCGCUCGCGGGCGGGGCGUCGGCGGCGGCGGGGAGGCCUUCCACGGCGACUCCAGCUACGGCCUGGCCGAGCCCGGCGCCGCCGCCUACAGCAACCCCUACAACAGCAAGGCCGUGUCCAAGCAGAACCGCGACAACCUGGCGGUGGAGCGGCGGGCGGAGAGCGACGACGCCGAGAACAAGAGCGGCGGCGGCGGCGGCGGCGGCGGCGGCGGCGGCGGCGGCGGGCCCUUCGAGAGACCGGCGGAGAACAAGCGACGCAACAGCCAGACGAGCAAACACAGCAACACCAAGACGCGCGGCGACGAUCUGAAGAUCUAGAGGAGGGUGGCGUCAGGGUGGAGGAGCGGCAGAUCGAGAGGACAGUGUCCAGGUGGAGGUGGAGGAGAAGGAGAUCUGGAGGAGGACGGUGUCAGGGUGGAGGUGGAGGAGAUCUAGAGGAGGACGGUGUCAGGGUGGAGGUGGAGGAGAAGGAGAUCUAGAGGAGGACGGUGUCAGGGUGGAGGUGGAGGAGAUCUAGAGGAGGACGGUGUCAGGGUGGAGGUGGAGGAGAAGGAGAUCUGGAGGAGGACGGUGUCAGGGUGGAGGUGGAGGAGAUCUAGAGGAGGACGGUGUCAGGGUGGAGGUGGAGGAGAAGGAGAUCUGGAGGAGGACGGUGUCAGGGUGGAGGUGGAGGAGCUGGAGCUGUAGCAAAGAACGGCAUCAAGAUGUGGGUGGAGUUCCUUAAGGUGGAGCGGAGAAUGGCAUCAAGACUUGGGUGGAGCCUGUUACUGCCAGUAAAGUGGUGAAGGGGCGCGGGUGAUCGGUGGAGACGCUGUGUGUUUAAAAGCCAUUAAGUACUUGAAUAAAACUGAAACUGUGAAAAGUAGGAGUUACCAUUGUUCAUGUUUUGGAGCGUGCAGUCAGAACCCACUGAGCCAGCAUGCAGUUCAGCACUGGAAUAGAAACAUGACUUUGCUUCCGUCUGAAUGGUUUCCCGUUACGAUAACAGAUGAGGAGCCUUUUAAUGUCCUUAAUGUGGUUGACAAAAUGUGGCUCGCCCUUGUGAAAACUGUUUACGCUAAAGUAAAUUAUUUCCCCCUUAA
Messenger RNA from Gadus macrocephalus (Pacific cod), 2308 nucleotides. Its product is annotated as gap junction alpha-3 protein-like. NCBI's taxonomy places the organism in Eukaryota, Metazoa, Chordata, Actinopteri, Gadiformes, Gadidae. Gene Ontology annotation, biological process: cell communication. Bases 378 to 1544 code for a protein of 388 amino acids. The transcript has 2 exons. The record is from RefSeq and is a predicted model, not a curated record. Gene Ontology annotation, cellular component: connexin complex.